AUAAAAAUACCAAAACAAUUUGCAUUAAAAUUUCGCUAAAGUGUUAAAAAAUCUAUUUUCCGGAAAUUGCAUGCUUGUUCCUCCGACAAUUUUCACAACAAACGCGUUUAAUCCGAAAUAAACGGUAGUGCAUGCAACAAAGUUGGCGUGUCAGUUGCAAACAAGCGGGCCAACAACCCUCACACUAUAGUCAGCAAUUGUGUUUAUCGGCCACAAAACGAACCCAUGCAAAACUAAGCCAAACUGCAUAUAAUAGACGCCAUUUUGUAACGGUAAUUGCACAGUACACGUUAAUUUAACAUACCACACACUGCAAUUUUGGAAAACGUGUACGCACUGUGAGGUGUUCAAGCAAUCUACACUAAAUACACUGAAUACACUGAACACACACAUUGCUGGAGCGAAUCUCAACAAAGCGACUUUAUUUUGAACGCGGCAGACGGACCAGGACACACAACGUCAGUCAAUAUGGCCGUUAGUAAUAUUGUCUGUGAAUGGCUGCGUGCACUUGGCUUAGCACAAUAUGCCGAAAGUUUUCUUGAUAAUGGUUAUGAUGAUUUAGAAAUUUGUAAGCAAGUCGGCGAUCCCGACUUGGAUGCAAUAGGUGUAGAGAAUCCGACACAUCGCCAUAAGCUGUUGAAAAGCAUACGUCAAUUGCGUGAAAAAGGUGCUGCAUCUGUGUAUUUUAUGUUAAAUGAUCCGAACUCACUGUCGGGUAGUAUGGAAAUAUUAUGUGAAACACCACCGAACGAACUGGAUUUAGUAUUGCGCGAGCAAUUGGAAACUGAUGGCGUACGCUUAACAGCACAUCCGUAUUCUACACCGGUAAGUGCUAUUCUUAUAGUGAAU
Teleopsis dalmanni is the source of this 849-nucleotide messenger RNA. RefSeq names its product sterile alpha motif domain-containing protein 5-like. NCBI's taxonomy places the organism in Eukaryota, Metazoa, Arthropoda, Insecta, Diptera, Diopsidae. Gene Ontology annotation, molecular function: protein binding. The transcript has a single exon. The record is from RefSeq and is a predicted model, not a curated record. The annotation marks the transcript as partial.